UUCACUGUAUGCAUGUAUUAACUACAUGUUUUCAUAGAUAAAGGUUUUCGGUGUAAAGUGCCAGAUUGUCUAGAAAAUUACACUUGAGAGAUUGUAAGAAAGUUAAGCUUGAAGGAUGUAUAUCCAACACUUAUUCGUCGCUGUCUUCUUUGUCUGCACAGUGAACGCAGGGACAUUGAGGUGUAGACUUUGUAAUAAUGCGACAACUCUUUCUGACUGUAAUGAGCUGGUAACUUGUGACGACACCCUAGAAGAAUGCUUCAUGGACGAACAGGUUACUGACCAACUGACAGUGGUUUAUGAUGGAGGAUGCCGGGCAAAAGACGUUUGCUCAAUGGCGGGACGAAAAAAGAGAGAGGUUUGCGUGGGUUGUUCUCGAUGUUGUGCAUAUGGAGACGACUGCAAUUCUGGACUUUGUGGUAUUCCUAACCAUAACAUCAAAUCUACACAGUGUUACUCCUGUGACAAUAGAUCACCUUCGUUGUCUUCAAUAAGCCGCCCGGACCGGUGUGUGACUUUAACGACCUGCCAGGCAGACCAAGUGUGCUUCACUCAGGAAGGGCCCAUGGGUUCGUUCUACUAUGGAUGUCUAAGUAGAUUGCGGUGUAGAGUAUUAAUGCAACAAGUCUUCCAAGAGAUGGAUUUAUGCAACAAUCAACCUGAAACAUGUGUUGGUAUCAAACGUUCCCAAUAUGUCUGUAAUUCAUGCUGUGCAAUGGGCGGAUGUAACUUUGGGAGUUGCCAUCAGCAAAAUGAAAGGCUUUAUAAGCUUUGGAAGGCGGGUUUGUUUGACGUUCACACACUCGAUGGCACUGAACAAAUAUCAGGCUACAGAAAACGAAGGGCAUGCUUGUAAUUCCUUAAUUAAAGAAUAUGCUAAAAUCGCC
Messenger RNA from Mercenaria mercenaria, 887 nucleotides. RefSeq lists its product as uncharacterized. The transcript has 9 exons. The record is from RefSeq and is a predicted model, not a curated record. Lineage: Eukaryota; Metazoa; Mollusca; Bivalvia; Venerida; Veneridae. Bases 116 to 856 code for a protein of 246 amino acids.